AUGCCGGCAACCGUGCCGCCGGCCGCCGACCAUUCUGAAUUGAAACACCCGGCAGAUAACAUCCUGGACAGUGACCAGGAUGCUGAGGGCGAGGAGACUGAUUUGUAUCAGAUGGACCAACAGCUCCAGGAUGCUGUUCACCGGGCAUAUUCCGGCGAAGUUGCUGCCGAGGCGGGAGCUAGCGAUUUUGACGAGGAUAUGGAUGCUGAGGGAGAAGUAGACCUCGAUGUUAUUCCGAACGGCGAGGUCGAGGAGGCAGAACCAGUUGGUGCUGUGAAGAUUCCAGAAGGGGCCAUUUCACCAAAUAACGAUGACGACGCGGAUGCAGCAGAAGACCCAGAGUUUCAUGGACACAGCGAGAGUGAGCGAGAUGCAUCUAGUUCAUCCGAGUCCGAUGAGGAAUGGGAAGCGGAGAGUAAUGGCCGUGCGGAGGUCGAAGCGGAUAAUAACACGGUGCGUGGGAACUGCAUAUUCUGCAAUCAAGACGAAGAUAAUGAUCCAAGCGAGGAGUUUGAAGAAUAUCUGAGCUGUGCUGUUUGCGGUGAUCAUUCUCAUCGGCAAUGUGCUCGCGAAAAUAGUGCACUUUCGGACGCAGAAGAUGCCAAUCCUUGGAGAUGCCCAACUUGUCUCAGUGAAAACUUGGAGCCCAGCUCUAAGGAUGAUGAUGGCUCGCUGCGGCGCAAAAAUGGCCCUAGAAACAUGAGCAAAGAGCUUUUGCCAGCUCACAGCGGCGAGCAAGACUCAAAUUUUCAUUCUAUCUUUAAUACAGUGAAAGUUGAUGAUGAGCUAUUGAACAGCUCACGGUCGCUCCGGAAGCGCAAAACCCAAUCUGCUGAUGCGGAGGAGCAUACACCAUUUCUCCGAAAGCGACAAAGACAGACGCCGGUGCGAGCCGAACGAGCCGAGCAGGCCGACUCGCAAGAUCAAAUAAAAGAGGACGGAGAUGCCUUGUCACCUGUCCGGACUCGUUCGCGCCGCACACGGAAGGAUGAACAAGAAAACUGUCGCGUGGUGUUGAAACAGUUUAAUAAGCUCGUUGUAGCUUUUCAGCUGCCUGAGACGAAGCUGGCCAAAAUCCUCAAUUCGCGCAGUCGUUCCACCAUCAGAAACCGGAAGGUUCCCAAACCCCCUCCCGCCCAAGAGCCCCAGGCUCACUUCGCACCAAUAACACCCGCUUCUUAUUUCCCUUCUCUCUAUCCCUUCAGUGACCGUGAUCUGGAGGAGUCCUCGAAAUCUAAACCCUACGGGGGGAUUCUCUCUGAGACGGAUGCCGAGACUUCCAAAACAUUACCGACACACCAUGACCGUGAACGCUUCGAAGUUGCUCGGCAAAAGGCCGAAGAAACAUGGCAAAGGCGUCUAUUAGAGGCCGAAACGAGUGGCGAGACCGUACAACAUGCCUCCCAAAAAGUAUCCGGGCCUCCGUCCAGAAUCAAGUAUAUCAAUUUUGGCGGUUUUGAGAUUGAGACUUGGUACGCGGCUCCAUACCCUGAGGAGUACAGUCGCAAUAAAGUGCUAUACAUCUGUGAGUUUUGCUUAAAAUAUAUGAACUCCGACUACGUUGCGUGGCGCCAUAAACUCAAGUGUCCGGCGAAGCAUCCUCCUGGAGACGAGAUUUAUCGUGAAAAGUCCAUCUCGAUCUUCGAAGUUGAUGGGCGGAAAAAUCCCGUUUACUGCCAAAACCUCUGCUUGCUCGCCAAACUAUUCCUGGGCUCCAAAACUCUCUACUAUGAUGUUGAACCCUUCCUGUUCUAUGUCAUGACCGAGUUCGAUGAUCUUGGAUGUCACUUUGUGGGAUACUUCAGCAAAGAAAAACGGCCCAGUUCGGCAAACAAUGUUUCCUGUAUCCUUACUCUACCCAUACACCAGCGAAAGGGAUAUGGGAAUCUCCUCAUCGAUUUCUCUUACCUCCUUACGCGCAUCGAAGGUAAGACGGGCUCCCCGGAAAAGCCUCUUUCGGAUAUGGGCUUGGUGUCUUACCGAAAUUACUGGCGGCUUAUCUUGUCAUACCAUCUACGAGAUCAAAAGUCUCCGGUUAGCAUUGCCGAGCUUUCGGAACGAACGGGCAUGACGGCGGAUGAUGUUGUUUCGGGCCUGGAAGCACUACGCGCUCUAGUACGAGAUCCUGUCACCAGGGCAUACGCUCUGCGUCUCGAUUAUAACUACUUUGAGGACUGUAUUCGUGGCUGGGAAAGCAAAGGCUAUGUCACGCUCAAUCCAGACGCACUUGUCUGGACACCUUACAUAAUGGGCCGGAAUAAUCAAUCUCAAUUUGACCGUGCUCCCAUACACACCGUCGCGCCGCGCGAGGGGCUUGAGGAUGAAGAAGAGGAAGGAAAGGAGCUUAUCGAAGAAGCUUCCAAGCAGCUGGAGGCCUCCAAGCGGAAUAGCCAGCCACUUACUAAUGGAACUGGCAAUGCUGCAGCAGAGGGACCACUGCCUGAACCGGCAGGGCCACCCUCUACAGCUCUUCUGUCUAAUGCUAAUGGGGUUCACCAGCAGGAACCGGCAGAUGUGACAGAAGUCAGCGAACAAGCAGAGCCGGAAGCUUCGAGCGUCCCCGCUUGGCGGUUUGAAAUCUACCCUCCGGUUCAAGCACCGGUCCUCAAGAAGCGUGCUGGCCGCCCCUUCGGGAGCAAAUCAUACCAAAAAGUUUCCAUCACUCCGACUACCACUCGUACCAGCGGCCGCAGCACACCCCGAAAGGUAGCUUCUAUGACAACCAUCACUCCCACUGCGAACGAGUCUAGCGUAAGACGGGGUCGGAGUGCGAAACUAUUUGACUCUCCUUCAAUUGACUCAGCAAGUGUGGCAACCAAUGGCUUAGAGGCCGAUCAGCUCGACCUUUCCACAGAGGCAGGCGCCAACAGUGGCCAAGAGGCUGCUCCGCUUGUGGAUGGCGUGGAGGAUCCAGAAAAUCUGGCGUUAUCCGAGAAUCACCAUGAUGAUGAGCAUGUACCACCAACAACGAACGGAAUGAAUGGGCCGAAAACUGCCGAAGAGCAGCAAGGGCCCGUUACUCCUUCAAAAGGCAAAGACCAUGGGGGUAAAUCGAAGCUUACGCGGUCUGCAAGUCGAAAAUCCGUUGUGGAGAAGAUCGAAAUGCUCAUACCCGCGGAAGAUGAGGUGGUUGACGUCGGCGAUGAUGCCGGCGACAUGCAAGGAAGUGACGCCGAUGCAGAGGGUGAUGUUGUUAUGGAUGAGGCAUGA
Aspergillus versicolor CBS 583.65 is the source of this 3210-nucleotide messenger RNA. Its product is annotated as putative histone acetyltransferase. Gene Ontology annotation, molecular function: histone acetyltransferase activity. The transcript has 4 exons. The record is from RefSeq and is a predicted model, not a curated record. NCBI's taxonomy places the organism in Eukaryota, Fungi, Ascomycota, Eurotiomycetes, Eurotiales, Aspergillaceae. Gene Ontology annotation, biological process: regulation of DNA-templated transcription. The coding region runs from base 1 to 3210 and encodes 1069 amino acids.